Cajanus cajan (pigeon pea) is the source of this 1285-nucleotide messenger RNA. Its product is annotated as Pollen Ole e 1 allergen and extensin family protein. The record is from RefSeq and is a predicted model, not a curated record. NCBI's taxonomy places the organism in Eukaryota, Viridiplantae, Streptophyta, Magnoliopsida, Fabales, Fabaceae.
CGGUUCUAUAGCAUUAAUGAAUACCGUACUUCCUUCAUAGUUUCACUCUCAUUUGAAAAAAUGAAUUUUCUUACAGCAUUAAAGGUAGCAGUUGUGGGUUAGGACUCAGAAAUUGGACUUCAUGGACUUGCCGGAGAAGCUUUUCUUUGCAGCAUUUCUCAUUCUUUCAGUGGCCAUUGAUGGGACGCAGGCAGAUACUAUGGUCACUGGCACUGUCUUCUGUGACCAAUGCAAAGACGGACAGAGAUCCCUUUUCGAUUAUCCUGUUAAUGGUGCAAAAGUAACUCUGUCAUGUGCUGACAGUAAUGGGCAAAUUAUAAUGUCAAGAGAAGAAACAACUAACUGGUUUGGAAGCUACACAAUGAGGUUCGAUGGCGCACCCGACUUGAGUGGGUGUUCUGCCCAUGUCUCUGGCAGUGGUCAGGGGUCAAUGGGUUGUGGUGAAGGAGCUGGUCCUUCACAAAGUCCUAGACUCAUGUUUAGAAUGUUUGAGAUGGAGAUGUAUACGGUGGAUUCUCUCCUUGCUCAGCCUGCCCAACCCAUGCAGUACUGCUCAACAUCUUCCAACCCACUGCCCCCACCUGUCACACCACCCAAGUCUCCUCCACAUUUCAAGCUACCUCCGGUGCCCCAACUUCCAACAUUGCCUCCACUGCCAUCACUACCACCUCUACCACCAGUCAUUUUUGCAGAAGCUUCAGCAUGUCCAUCAGAGAAGUGGACAUUGCCAGAAUACAAAUGCUACUGGAGGGGUGUGAACAGGGACACUAAAGUUGCAGUAGCUUUUGGAAUGGUUGCAGCAAGGAGAUACGGGACAGACAUUACACUAUGGCAUGGGUUGCAAGGGAGAGGAGACCCUUACAGAACUCUUCUCAGAGAAGGGAUCACUGCACUUCUUAACUCCUAUAACAGCUUUCAAUUCACUUAUCAUCCACUUAGUGUGGUCGAACACAUGAAUUUAGCUUUGAUGGGCUCAACUAGGAGUGUCCUACUUACUGCUCUACGCUUCAAGAGGGCCAAUUCUGGUGCUGGAAAUGUCACCUGCAAAUUCACCACUUGCAAAUAAUUUAUAGGCUUCUUCCUAUUAUUAGCACGUUUGGAAAGGAUUAUUUUGGGGGAAGUAAUGAGUUUUAUUUCAAAGGCUCUCCCAAAAAACUUUUGAUUUAAAGGCUUUCAACCUCGAAAUAAGCCAAUUCAAAAAUGCACAAUAGAAAAUUGAAUAUUCAUCUACAAGUUUUGUUUCUAUCUUUAUUCUAUAUAUGGAGGUUUGGUGUUGUAUGGUUUA